AGUUGCGAAUUCGCCUUCGCUUUCGCUGUCGCCGUCGCCGUUGACGUUGAAGUUGCCGUUGGGGCUGUGAACUAUGACCGUUACCGCAUUUGCCGCCGCCAUGCACAGACCCUUCUUCAAUGGAUAUACAGCAAUGCAAGACAUGAACAGCGGCCAAGGACGACUGAAUCAGCUAGGUGGAGUAUUCAUCAACGGACGCCCAUUGCCCAAUAACAUACGCCUAAAGAUUGUGGAGAUGGCCGCCGAUGGCAUCAGACCAUGUGUAAUUUCCCGACAAUUGCGUGUCUCCCACGGCUGUGUGUCCAAAAUACUGAAUCGCUAUCAGGAGACGGGCUCGAUACGGCCGGGAGUGAUUGGUGGGUCCAAGCCGCGCAUUGCCACGCCAGAUAUUGAGAAUCGCAUUGAGGAGUACAGGCGCAGCAAUCCGAGCAUCUUCUCGUGGGAGAUACGCGACAAGCUCAUCCGCGAGGGCAUCUGUGAUCGCAGCAUGGUGCCGUCGGUGUCAGCUAUAUCGCGCCUGCUGCGCGGCCGUGACGCUACCUCCGAUAACGAUGUAACCAAGCCGUCGUCCAGCUCAUGCAGCUCCGAUCCAUCCGGAUCGAAUUCCGGACAUGGCCAUAACAAACCCUCUGACGAGGACAUCUCGGACUGUGAAAGCGAACCAGGAAUCGCACUGAAGCGUAAGCAACGUCGCUGUCGCACCACAUUCUCGGCCUCCCAGCUGGAGGAGCUGGAACGUGCCUUUGAGCGCACCCAAUAUCCGGACAUCUUCACACGCGAGGAGCUGGCUCAGCGCACCAAUCUCACCGAAGCACGCAUCCAGGUGUGGUUCAGCAAUCGACGAGCUCGUCUCCGCAAGCAGCACACUUCCGUUGCCGGCAGCAGCGUCCCAGCGCCAACCGCGAUCAGCGGCAACAGUGUGACCAGCUCUCAUCUGACGCCACUUUCGAUGAUGGCCAUGCCGCCGAGCAUGGAUCCAGCUACCGCUGCUGCCUAUCAGCAUCAGUAUGACUUCUACAGCAAUCCCGCUCCAGUCAGUUCCGUUGCCAGCAAUCUGUCCCCCUUGAACUCGGCCAACACGCCGCCGCCGCAUCAUCAUCAGUUCUAUAGUCCCGCCGCCGCAGCCAGCACUGCCAGCUACAUCAUGCCCAGCUCGGCUACCAACUCCAAUUCCAACUCCAAUUCCCACUCCAAUCCCAUUGCCCAUGGUCAUGGCAAUUUGGCAACCGAACUGUCCCAUCACUAUGAGACGCAAUUGGGCUCCGUGUACAGCACUGAAUCUGAGCCGCAUCAGACAAUGCCACGUAACGAGAGUCCCAAUGAGUCCAUCUCCUCGGGCUUUGGCCAGCUGCCGCCCACACCCAACAGCCUGUCAGCAGUGGUGGGUGCUAACGAGCCGGCGCAAUCCUUGGCCAAUGCCAGUGCCGACAGCGAGGAGCUAUCGGCCGCCCUCAAGGUGGAGGCAGCUGUCGCCGCACAGCCCCAGAUCUACAGCAGCUGGAGCUCCAACAUGCAGAGCAUGCGUCCCAAUGCACCGCUCUCGCCGGAGGAUUCCCUUAACUCUACCAGCUCCACGAGCAAUGCUCUGGAGCUGUCAGUCUCUGCCUCGGCAGCUCACCAGAUGUUCCAUCCGUAUCAACAUUCAGCUGGACAAUAUGCGCCUUAUCCCACGGCAACGACGCACUCGCACUCCCACCAUCCUCAUCAUCCACAUGCACAUCCCCAUGCGCAUCAUCCGCAAUAUGCGACGCCACAUUAUCCCCCCACAUCCUCGACGCACUUCAUGCCACAGAACUUCAAUGCCGCCGCCGCAGCAGCUGCCUUUUCAUCGCCCUCCAAGAUGAACUACACAACGAUGCCGCCACAGCCGUUCUACCACUCCUGGUACUAGGAUCAGGAGCCGGUGCAAGAGCCCAGCAGACCUCUGACCUUUUGAUUGACGUCGCCAAAGAUUCAUGUACACUAUACUAGCCCUAAGUGGUUCCCAUCUAUAUACUAUAAUCGUAAGAGCAUUUAACUAUACCAAUACUACCUUGAUGAGUAUCUGACUAUAGUCUAUAUGUGUAGUUCUAAGAUCUAUAUUUUAAGUUGAAAAUAAAUAUUCUAAUUUAUACAAUA
Drosophila innubila is the source of this 2118-nucleotide messenger RNA. RefSeq names its product segmentation protein paired (gene prd). Gene Ontology annotation, molecular function: RNA polymerase II cis-regulatory region sequence-specific DNA binding; DNA-binding transcription factor activity, RNA polymerase II-specific. The record is from RefSeq and is a predicted model, not a curated record. Gene Ontology annotation, biological process: regulation of transcription by RNA polymerase II; anatomical structure development. NCBI's taxonomy places the organism in Eukaryota, Metazoa, Arthropoda, Insecta, Diptera, Drosophilidae. The transcript has 2 exons. Bases 74 to 1891 code for a protein of 605 amino acids.